Molecule: messenger RNA, 637 nt
Organism: Aegilops tauschii subsp. strangulata
Lineage: Eukaryota; Viridiplantae; Streptophyta; Magnoliopsida; Poales; Poaceae
Source: RefSeq, a predicted model, not a curated record
AAUUGAGCAAGGCAUGGCAGCCCUUUGGCCUUAUGCUGCUUAGCUCCAUGCACCUCCGAGCACAACCUUGAUCCUACCCCUUUCUCCAAGAAGUAGCAACCAUAGCAGAACAGAGGAGAGGAGCAUAUGUCCAACGGCGAAAUUGAUUGAUAGCAAGCUCCAGCCUGCGUGAUUAUUCAUGCUGCAGUUGCAGUUGGAAGCUGCUCCGAUGACAUAUUUGGCCAGUUCAAAUUGACCGCCCUCCAUGGAUGAGAUAGAUCCACCCCAGCUGGGGAACGGAUAUGAUCCCGAAGGAGAGAUUGCUGAACCGGCUCUUAGUGAGGAGGAGGCAAGGGAGAAGAUCCUGAAAGCACGAGAGGAGAUGGAGAUCCUUCACGGGAGUAUUUCCAAGCUGCUGCAGCAUGAGGAUGAGGGUGGGCACGUCGUCAGUACCGCCCAUGGCCUCUUACUGUCGAGGUUCCAGUUCAUAGUGGUCGAGUUGAGCGGCAUUCUCGCGUCACUGAACGAGACGCUAUUGUCGGAGCUUGUGCUGAAUGAUGUCCGCGAGGAGGUGGUCUUCGGUACAACCCCCAAAAAACGUAUAAAGGGUAGGGGCGGUCAUUUUCACACGCCGUAUAAAAAUACCCGCCCGCCGUAG